Molecule: messenger RNA, 10089 nt
Organism: Photinus pyralis (common eastern firefly)
Lineage: Eukaryota; Metazoa; Arthropoda; Insecta; Coleoptera; Lampyridae
Product: KICSTOR complex protein SZT2-like
Exons: 41
Coding region: 192-9875 (3227 amino acids)
Cellular component (GO): peroxisome
Source: RefSeq, a predicted model, not a curated record
AAACCAUAAGACUGAUAAAAUCCAACCUCAACAAUCUCGAAUUUCGUGUUGUAGAGAAGAAUUUUUCUUAAAUUUCUUUAUCUGUAGUGAUGAACUUUGAAUUCUAAAUAUAAAAAUCUGCCACUUGCUCCUGAGGUUCAACAAUAUCAUUUUAAUGUAUAAAUAAAAUAAUUCAACGAUGUAUAUUAAACAUGGAAAUUGAUUUCGGAACUCCAGAUUCUGAUGAAGGAGUGGAACUAUCGCCCACUGCAAAUGUGUCCUCAAUCGAUUUACUGGGAUAUGCAUUGGAGGAGGAAAAGAGCAUACCAUUGUUUUCGGAAGCAGAAACAGUUUACAUAUUACUACCUAAAGAUGUUGCUGUAUCUCGAGCAUCUAGAUUUCAAUGGUUGCUUGACCAUCUUAACACUGUGGUGUCGGUACCGUCCCGUCUUAAGUUGGAUGUGGCAUCUCCAAAUUUGGAAGUUAUUUCCGUUGUGCCAAAGAAAGGUGAAGCUGCGUGUACAAAUAAGUAUUUAAUAACAACUAAAACAUCAGUUAAGUUCCUCGCAUAUUCCUAUUGCUUUGUAUAUUGCGUAGAUAUGAGCCCUUCACAAUCUGCUGUCGAUAUUCAAAAAGGUGAAAUUUUGUUCGACGAAAUUGUGCAAUGUAUUAAAGCAACGGUAGAGGGUUUAUGUCGACAGUUCACAAUACCUGGAAAUUCUCUAGUUUUUCAACCUAGUGUAUACCUUACAGUAAUUGUAAAUACUCCGUUUUUUAUGAGCCCUGCCCAGCAAGUUUUAGUCGAGGGCGUUCAAAUAACAGCUAAAAAUGUGCACGAGAUUAUAAAUUUAAUCGAGGGGCAGUUUCAUUUUUUAGAAGAACGUAUAGCACAAGUUUCAGCUAUUGCUCAUGACGAAAUUGAGUUGCAGCAGAGUGAACGUGAACAUAUCUCGAGCAGCGUGUUUUAUAUUAAUGAAUGUGGGGAAAAUGUGUCAAAUAUUCCAAUAGUCCUACCCGAUGUUAAUUUUGUAAAUAUGUUAAGAUACUCAAUGUUAGCUAUCUCUCUGCUUCCAGAAAAUAGCUUAAGUAAUAUUCUAGUCGUAACCGAUGGGGUUGUUGCAAUGCCAGAUAGUAACAUCAUGGAGUCAUUGCUAAUGCAGUUGCAUUACGAUAGCAUUUCUGUUUCUUUUUUAAAAGUAGGGUCGUCAUUUCAUCCUCAAACUAGCGCUGGUUACAUUUCGUACACAGAUUUGCUGCAUUUUAUAUCGCAGGCUACUUUGGGAAGUUGUUUGGAAGAUUUCCCUUUUGUGAAAUUGGAACCAUCUUUAUUAAUGAACAAGUAUCAAGAAUCAUUUUUGUUGUGGUCAUUUCAGAACAAAAUUAAUUAUGACAACAUUUUAGCGACGCAAAGUAGACCAAUACAUUCAAACGAUAUUUUUGACAAAAGAUUCCCCAUUUUAUUAUGUAAAAGACAAACUGAAGAAAAUAUUAACGCAUCGACCGAUCUUCUGGUAUCGAGACGGAUGAGGGAGGGUUACAACGUUGACAGUGUCAAUUAUAAUGACAAUUUUUUACAUAUAAGUCUCAGUCUGCAUUGGAAAGCUUUAAUUUAUAUUCAAUAUCACAUGUACUAUCAGUGGCCUCUUAUUAAAAAUAUAGUGCGUGUCGAAAUCCACAUUUUAGCUCCUUACGAAUUUCUUCAUGAUAUUACGUGCGUGAUGAGAAAGGAGCUUAAAUCAUCUUAUAGGCAAGCGGUUAUUGAACGCUUUUGGUUACGAAUAAGUCAGUUGUCAAAGGGCGAUUCUUUUUUGGCUCAACAAUUAAGUUUCAUGCCGAAUUCUUCUGUUUGGUAUAUGCUACCAGAAAGUGUGAAGAGUGGUAUCCCUGUGUUUAUCCUGCAAGGCAGUGAUCCUACAAAAUUAAUUCUGACUCCAAGUGAUGUUUCAAGUACAAAGUUUGUAUCUUUGUGGCAGUCAAUUUGUCAAAUUGAAACCAGUAAUUGGAGGAAGUGGUUUCAUACGUAUAAAUUAUCGGUAGCUUUAAAGUACGACCAUCCAUUACCUAAACAUUUACAUUUAGCAAAUUCAUCUGGGCGAUAUCAGGUGAUACAGUGUCGGCAGGCAGCAUCUUCACUUUACAGUUUAUUAUCAGAAUGGGCCUCAUUUGUGCUAAUCGACAAUCAUACUUAUUUAAAACUACUGUUUGAGGAACCUGAUAAACCUCCAGCAUGGUUUUGUUUAGUUCGGAUUACUUCUAAGUUUCCAUGUGCCAUAGUUAACUUAGCUUUCCUCACUAGUACACCCGGUGCUACCAGGCGUAAGAUCUGCGAAGAGUUGCAAUAUGAUUUGAGUUUGCUUUCAUACUCCUCUAGUCCUGUAAAGUCCAAAGAAAAUUUAUGUUGCACUCUACUGAAAAAGCCUUUAGAAAGAGUAUUGAUCAGGUAUGAAAGAAUUCCUACAGACUUCACGACUGUUGUUUUUCCUGAUGGUACACAGCCUUCUUACACCAUGAGAAGUUUCCCACCUUCACCAUUAGCAAGUACUUUAUUUACUACAUUAUCACGUUACCUAUAUCACAAAAGAUGGAUUUGGAGUACAUCGCACGUUAUAAAUCCUAAGUUGGAAUUACCGACAGUGUCCCGCAUUUUAAGUAUACUUACCAGAAUGAGGAUUAAGGAAGGUUUUAGUUUCGCCCAUUCCUCCUCUGGAAUAAUAACAAUGGUUCUCGAGUUAUCUAUGGAACCCGAUUCCACUUGCAUGGUACAGUACGUCCUAUUCCCGCCGCAUAGAGCUUGGCGAGAAGGUGAAUGUGUUAGUGGCUCCGAAGAAGAUGGAGAUGUCGAUAUGGAAUUGGAGUCGGAGCUGCAAAUGGUUACAGAGGUUUGGGUUGAACCACAGUAUGGUACUGUCUCACUUUCCGACAGUCAAACUAACAAUCACUUUAAUCAUAAGCGUUAUUACGAAUUAGCUGAUGUGAUAUACCGAUUGGAUUCAGAGUGCAUAAGCUCACUGCUGACCUUGGAACACUUAAGUUUAAUUUGCCAAAAUAAAACUGCCCAACCUAUGUAUGAAAUUGGAAAACACAAGCAUAGGUCCAGCGUCGCUGGUAGAUAUAAGCGUAGUCCCAAUCAAAAUAGCUUGAGGAAUAGCUUUAUUGAGCGAAUUUGUGAUGUUAAAGAACGUAUCCAACAUGUGCCAUUUAAUUUCGAUCCUAUUAGUAUCUUGUCUUUAUGCCAACAAACGGAGUUACUAUUUUCCAUGUUCAUUGAAAGUAGCGAUAGAGUUGUAGCUCUUAACCAGUAUGACCAUGAAAAAUCCAAUCGACUUCUUUUAGACACGAUUCACGAACAUUUACAGUACCUUCACGAUUACGAAUUUGACGUUACAACGGAAGAAUCCGAAAGGCUGAUGGAACAAAUUAUGUCGCGCCAUAGAAACAAAUUUUCACAUGUAUGCCCGAUUACAAAUAAAGCAUUCAAUACAUCCGAUUUGAUGCUGCAGUGGAAAUGUUAUAUAAAGGGAAUUUCUAAGAUGCACGUAAUUCUGACUUUUGUACCGGCUACGUUGUGCAGUUUAAAAAAAUUGGUUUCUAUCGAAGGCACGUAUACGCCAAGCUUGAAUGAUAGCUCUGAAAGUACCGAGCGCGCUUCUUCAAGGGGUAGUAAUGUUAGUGAUGUACCCAUCAAUGCAUCAAGUACUCUUGUUCUUCCUGUGUAUGUGUUUGAUUGCCCACUGGCAUUGUUAGUUGAAUCGUACAUUAACGACGUUACAAAUACUGUCAUGGUAGACCGUGAUGUUUACGAAGAUCAUCGUUUUAAAUUUGGUUUUCACGUGCAUGAGGAUUCUGUCAGAUUGAAAGGUGACGAAAGUAUGGAGACAAGACAUUAUGAAAUGGAAUCGAAUGAAAGUAAAAACAGCAUAAAGUCGCAUUGCAAAGCUCUCGUACUGACUCACUCCAAGUGUUUCGUGCUCUCACUCUUUGCAACGUUGCAACAUGGUUUUUACGUGCACACAUCGGACGUCCAUUUUGCAAUGGACCAAUGUGACGAAACUGUUCACGAUAUCGAUAUAACAUAUUAUCUUCAGACAAUAUGUGGUCACAUGAAAAGCAAUGAGGUCGGACAAAUCAGCGUCGAGUCAUUACACCAGCCAUUAUUAUGCAACGAACUAAAACCGCUGCAUCAUUUAAUUAAAGAUAGAUUUUCGGAUAUAAUGAACGCUGCGUUUAGCCCAAUUCCCAGUAAUAGAGAGUUUUAUUACUGUCGAAAUCUUGUCGUGGAUAAACAAGUUGCUAAGGUUGAUAGCGAUGAUGAAAUUUCUAUACCACCAUCCGAUGGUGUAGAAUUUAAGUCGGACAAGGAAGCCAGCAGCUCGUCAGAAGUAACCUCUAACUUUAUGAGAUUAGAUAGCACCAAUAGUAUUUUAAUUAAUUCCCUCAUUACACCGUUAUUUAUUCAUUUGAUAUGUACCGUUCGUUAUGGAAGUAACGUCGCCAAUAGCUCUGUCAAAGUUUUGCCUACAUGUCUAGGUGAACUAAUAGAAAAUAUUCACUCGGAUGUCACAUUUUUAGAAAAGUCUAGUUUGCAAAUCACGUUGGAUAUUUUAUGUCUCACUCUUCCUUUAGAUGUCCAGAAUGUCAUUAAUGAUUACUCAACAAGGGGAAUGAGAACAACGUCAUUUUGCUCAGAUGGAUUUCCUCCGAGUGUAGCGAGCACAACUUCGGAGGCAAGCUUCCCUGCCGAAUUUUCAGAUCCCCUCGGUCAUUUACCCGAUCUGCAAAAGCGAGCGAUAUCCAAUUUGAAAGACAAGAUUAAAUGGUUACUAAAGGACGAGAUUGCGACAGCUCUGUUAGAUGUGGAUGAAGUCUCUUCAGAGACACUUAACUUUGUUAUGAAUCAUGUGACUGACAACAUUGGAUGUUCUUCGUGCAUUUUGGAUUGCAUCGAUCUCAACUUUGUCUAUGGCCCUUUGCACAGCUAUGAUAAGUUUGUGCAGGAAUUUUCCAAAAUUAAGAUUCCCUUUUACAAACUGUGCAAAGAAAGGGACAUUUACUAUUUGACCAAAAGCGUCCCGCACGGAAUAUCUCAGGUUGAUAAAUACGCAGUAACCGAAUUUAUUUCGGAAAAUUUUUUAAUCGAUUUAUGCAUCGGGAGCGCAGAAAAACUUCACGCUGCGGGCUCGUUAUCAGUUAAAAGCGAACCGUUCGGCAUCGCCGAAGUAAGUGAAGAUAAUUCGAUAAGGAAUGAGGUGUUUUCCCAACAGAGCGAUACGUCUAGUGUAAACGAAAGCUAUUAUGGGACAGACGGUGGAUAUGAUGAAGAUAUCAGCGAAGAUGAAGAGGAUUAUAGUUGGUUGAUGAGAAUGGACAAAAAAAGAAAGGAUUUGCCGAACUUUUGGUUGAUUAUGUGUGUCGAUAGAGAGAUGGUGAAGAUCUAUUUUCAUUGCAGGUUUUUAGAGUUACCUACUACUCACGUAGGUGUAUAUUUGCAAGUACAGAGAUCCGUUUGUGAUGCGAUAAGAGACUUGUGCAAGCGAGUUAAUCAAUGUCUCCUACUGCAAGCACUUAACGAUACACGAAAUUGUCACCUGUUGUUGGAACCGGACGAUGACUUCAAAGAAUGGCACAAUAACGCAAGUACACCCAUACUGACUGGAAAUUCAUCUUUUUCGAGACUAAAGAGCAUGGAUGAGGCAAGUGAGGAAUCUGACCCGUAUCCUGUGCCUUUAAUAGACGCAUCCUUUAAAUUUUCGGUGGGCUACUUCAGUUGUCCAGUUGUCUGGGAGACUCAGUUUAUUCUCCAUCCUCGAUUAAAAGCGGGUUACGGUAAAUCUGGAUCGUCAAGAGGAGUGCCUGCUUUAAAAACUGUGCUCGAUAAGUUGUCAGUCGUAAACCGUUCGAAUAUGUUUGUGUAUCAAGAUGUGAAGUCCAAUGUUUUUUAUUUGAGGUUACAUGAGAAUGUACAAAAUUUUUGCAAUAAGAGCGUAACUAGAUCAAAUGAAUUUGAAAAUGCGAUCGUUUCACGGAGCCCAUCUAUUGCUUCCUUACCAUUGGGACCACAAAAAAAUACUCUCACCCAAUCCCAACAUAGUAUUGCGUCAUCUAAUAGUAGGGAAUCUGAUAUUAGACCAAGGGUACGGUCGUUUGGAGAGAAAGAAACUAAGGAUAAUUUAAUUGAAGAUACUUUGAUUUUACGAGUUCAUGGAAUUACUGAGGCUGGCGAAGAUAUUCGCUGUGAUCUUGUACAAGUUCUUCAAAACAGACUGGAUGAUGCCAUUCUAGAAUGUCUUUCAAUUAUGUUGGCUCGAAAUGCUAUGUGUCCUUUAACGCCUGAAGAUGUACAUUUCUUACAGAAACCGUUUCGUCCACCAGAAAAUAUUAUAAAGCUUUCCAUUCAAUCGUACGCCAUAAAGUACCUCAACUCGUUCAUUCACUAUCUUCGUCAAAAUUUAUUGCAGUUCUUAAAUAUUCCUAAGUAUUCGGAUAACAGAUCUCAUUACCAUUUUAAGGAUUAUUCGGAAAACGAUUCGAGCAUAAAGCUUUCAGAUAAUAUAUUUAUUUAUAAUCAGAGUCAGAAUCCAGCUUCAGGAAGUAGAGGCAUUGUUUGUAUCGCGCUGGCAAUCAUACCGCGAUCGGAUAAUACACAAAAUGAUGUGGUGGAUUUUGCAGAACUGUUUAAUACAAUGACAUUCGAGGAGCUGGUUCAUACCAAUCAAUAUGCAGACCACGAUAAGCCUUCAUCAACAUAUAUAGAAUUUCGAUUAUGGAAGCAGGGAAGAGUUAAUACAGAUAACCUAACUUAUAAAUUAUGUGAGGCGACGAGACAAUCCAUGUGGGAUAUCCUCACAGAAUACCACUUAUUACAUAGUCCCCUAUGCGAGAAGGAUCUCGACGAUGUAAUUAAUAUGUCUAAAACUCUUCACAAAACAGACGCAACUCCUUUAACAUUUUCGGAAAAGGAAGUUGGGUGUUCUGUUGUCAUCAACACGAAUUUGUUAUCAAACUUUAAAAAGAAAGCACAGCAUAGCGCUGAACCCACGGUAAAUGUGAACGAAACACCAAAAGUACUCAUCUCCCAAAAACACAAAAACUACAUACCUCUGAACUCAACGGCGAGACGCAGCAUUUUGUUUAAUGAUUACAUUGAAAACGCCGAACAUAAAGAUGAGAGAAAAAAAGCUUUAGUUAAAUUUAAUAAUUACGAGUUGGGAAAUGAGGGCGUGAUGACUAAAAUAUGUUCCACAACUUUACACAUGUGGCUAAAUUUUGGAGUAGAUCUCGCCGUCCCCGCUGUGAGAAAAAACGUAAUCACUUUGUCAAACCCUCACAUGAUGAGCACAAUUGUACAAGAAAUUCGAAGUAUUAUCGGUCAAUUAUCCCAGGAGACUGCCAAAGCGUUUACGCCCGUAAACGGUCUGAAUAACGAAGUCUACAUACGUUACAAUGGUUCACAACUGCCCGCAAAAGUGAUUAUAGUAUCUCGAAACUUCGAACAAUGGAGAGCCUGCACAUCCGCAGAAACAGUGGAGGAGUAUUACGAAAUGGCGAAUGUUCAAAAACAAAAACAUGUUCAGAAAUUUAGUCCGGCUGUUGCCGAGGACGCCAGCUUCGUUCCUCGUCAAAAAUUUUUGUGGGCGAUUAUUCAGAGCAACAAGAUUUCUUUUUAUACGUACAACUGGUCAAAAGAUAGCAUUAAUAAGUUGGUAGACUUGGGCCGAAAUGUUGGCUUGUGGUUAAGCACGCGCGCUGCAGUUUUAAGCUCGAUUACUGCUCAAAAAUUGGGCAUCUUUUAUAAUCAAACACUUACAAGAAACUAUUUGUUGGACACUAACAAUCCAUAUUUAAAUUUCAUUGGAGAUGUAGAGUUCAUGAUGAAAUUUUCGAGAGAUUACGGUCGUCGGUUACCUUCCAGUGGAAUAAUGCAACCAAUGGUCACACUGGAAGCAUUCAGAGACAUUUAUCCACAUGUUCAAUGGUGUCAUUCAGAUCCGGUUGUUCUUUUUACGACUGAGGUGCAGGAAAUGAAACGCAGUGAUAAAAAACAUAAAGAUGAACUGAAGAAAUUGCAUUCAAUGUGGCAGUCACGAACAAGUACAUGCACUUCCACUCAAAUACAGAUCUUGAAACAAAACUCAAGGGUCACACAUUUUUGCCACACCCCACUUCUAUUUCUAAAAAAGUGGCGAGUGCAAUCGGCCUCAACUCGCGAUCAUGCUUUACAUUCGUCAACUUUGAAUGGAUCAUUUGGAUCUGAGGAUUCAAAAUCGUCACAGGAGCAUCAGCAUGUGUGGCAUGACAAUUUGUGUCAGUUAUUCAUUAUGGAGUACAAGCGAUAUCUUCAAACAUUUGGUUUCAUUCCUCUACAAAUCGAAAACACAUACAAAAAGCGGGGAUUUUUUAAAAUUGAGCACACAGAGCCUAUAUUUUACGUUCAAAAGGCUAUGCUGGGUGGUAUUCUCAUUUUUAGUAUACACUUAAAAGAACCAUUUUUGAUAACAAAACUCCACGCUAUCGAGUGCAGCAGGCUGCAGUCCAGCAUUUCUCGGACAUCCAUAAAUCAGCUACUGAGUUUCCUGGACGAAUCCGAUCGAAUAAAAAUAGUCAUGCAUUUACAUUCAUUUACGUACGAUUUUCAUUUGAGAUGCAUUCGAAACUACAUAUCAAAUAGCAGUACUGAAGACAAAGUUUGCGAAGGUUAUCAUUUAACACAUUUUCUGGAAGAUUUUAUGAAAUAUUACAAUAAGGCUCCAAAUUUUGCACGUAAUUUAGUUCACGAAGAAACUAUUAGUAUACAUGAUCUCAGUACCGAAAGUAAACAGUUGUAUGACUACCUUUUGAGUAACGUAAAUCAGUAUGGCAUGGAAGCGGUUAGUAUGCAAGGAAACAACUGCGCAUCGAUCGAAUACGUAUUAGUGCAAAUGGGAAACAUUCCACAAACAUCCUAUAAAGAUUCGCAAGACUACCAACACACUGACGAAUUUGAUGUCACUCUAAUAAUAACUCGCGCACAUUCAGAAAGUGAUAUGUCAGACCGUACUCUGCAUUUGAAAUAUUACUUGAUUCUCACUUCACAUAGAGAGGUGUUUCCUAAGUUGGAGAGUGACAGAAGUUUGGGAAAGUUUCGUGCUGUUUCAUCAAUGUUACACCAGCCCUCAAUCAGUGGAAGAGAAAGUCAGGUCGAAGAUGAUAGUGUUAGUAGCGUCGGUUCCCACAGUUCCGUAGUGGAUUCAGAUGUAGAUAACUCUGAAUCUCACAGUCAGAGUUUGCAAGAAGAAGCUAUAACGAAAACCAUCUCUCAGCACACCACUUUUUCUCAUGCCACGAUUAAGCAAGAGUCUGUGAAUUACCUCGGUUAUUAUUCUUCUCACGAGCGAAUGAUGCAGGAAUUAAUAUUAGAACAAUCCUGUAUUGGACAGAAAAAAAUUAGAGAGAUAGUGUCACAAGGAAUGGUGGAUUGUAGGACACACUUGCUUUGGAAUAAGUUGGUGUCGCCACCUGAAUCCACUCAUUUAACGUACAAUGAGUUUAUAGAGUUGAAAAAUCUUGCCACUUUAACGAAUUUGAGUGAUAUUCACUCUAAUCUCAGUUCUCUCUUACACCAACCUUUGAGUUGGUAUCAGGGAUUGUCAAAGCUUUUGCUUACCAAGUAUACUGACCAACAUCGUAUGUUUAUAUCUCCUGAUGGUAACAUACAACAUUAUGUGAUAUUACAUCAUCGUUAUGAUGGAGCUUUUAUGUUGCUUUCUAUGGAUUUGCAUACUUCUAGAGGGGAUUUAUAUGCUGUUUAUCGGACCUCCUCAAAACAUGACGUUUCAGAUAUUUGUUUAAACGAUAGGAAAGCGUUAUUGGACGGUUUUAUUAAUUGUGUAUGUUUUUAUAUUUGGACAAGUUUGUUAUGAACUUUGUAUUGUUUCUGGAAAGAGUACAGCUGAGACCUCAUUUUUUAAAGUACCUAAUGACAGUUGUUUCCAGUGCAUUUACUUUGGAACACUAAGUUUUUGUUUAUCAGUUAUAGUUUUAAAAGUAUUGUUAUUUUGUGUAUAAGUUGCCAUUGUGCCUGAUUAUAACUUUAAAAAGUAUAUUUCUCUAAUAAAUUGAAUUAUUUUUUUCAUA